Molecule: messenger RNA, 4655 nt
Organism: Brassica rapa (field mustard)
Lineage: Eukaryota; Viridiplantae; Streptophyta; Magnoliopsida; Brassicales; Brassicaceae
Product: cleavage and polyadenylation specificity factor subunit 1
Cellular component (GO): nucleus
Molecular function (GO): protein binding; nucleic acid binding
Source: RefSeq, a predicted model, not a curated record
GUGCGGGGGUUAAGACGGACCCCUAGAUUACUCAGUCGCUCGAUUCAGCAGAGGAGAAGUAACUAAAGGAUGAGUUUCGCGGCCUUCAAGAUGAUGCAUUGGCCCACCGGCGUCGAGAACUGCGCCUCCGGCUACAUUACCCACUCCAUCUCCGACACAACUCCGAUGCAGAUUCCCAUCACCUCCGGCGACGACCUCGACCCCGAUUGGCCCGCUCCCCCCAAGCGCGGGAUCUGCGCCGUGCCUAACGUCGUCGUAACCGCCGCCAACGUCCUCGAGGUGUACGUGGUUAGGGUUCAGGAGGAAGGGAACGGUGCUAGCAGCCUGGAGCCGAGGGGGCAGAGGCUCGCUAAGCGCGGCGGAGUAUUGGACGGCGUCUCCGGCGUUUCCCUCGAGCUCGUGUGCCAUUACAGGCUCCACGGCAACGUUGAGUCGCUCGCGGUGCUUCCUAUGGGAGGAGGGAACUCCACCAGGGGGAGGGAUUCCAUCGUGGUGACGUUCCGCGACGCGAAGAUCUCGGUUCUUGAGUUUGAUGAUUCGAUUCAUAGUCUUCGAUUGAACUCGAUGCACUGUUUCGAGGGUCCGGAUUGGCUUCAUCUGAAAAGAGGAAGAGAGUCGUUUCCAAGAGGGCCUUUGGUGAAAGUGGAUCCUCAAGGGAGGUGUGGAGGUGUUCUUGUUUACGGUUUGCAGCUGAUCAUACUCAAGGCUUCUCAGGUUGGUUCUGGACUAGUUGGGGACGAUGAUGCGUUCACUUCUGGUGGGACAAUUUCUGCUCGAGUUGAAUCAUCUUACAUAAUCAACUUGCGUGAUCUCGGAAUGAAACACGUCAAAGAUUUUGUUUUUCUACAUGGUUAUAUUGAGCCUGUAAUUGUAAUCCUUCAGGAAGAAGAGCAUACAUGGGCUGGGAGAGUUUCAUGGAAGCACCAUACUUGCAUGCUUUCUGCUCUUAGUAUCAAUACGACAUUAAAACAACACCCAGUCAUCUGGUCAGCUAUUAAUCUGCCCCAUGAUGCCUACAAACUACUUGCAGUACCAUCUCCGAUCGGUGGUGUUCUUGUGUUGUGUGCAAAUACAAUCCAUUAUCAUAGUCAGUCAGCCUCCUGUGCUCUGGCACUGAACAAUUAUGCCUCCUCAGCUGAUAGCAGUCAAGAACUGCCUGCAUCAAGUUUCAGUGUGGAACUCGAUGCUGCCCAUGGAACCUGGAUAUCGAACGAUGUGGCUCUUUUGUCAACGAAGUCUGGGGAAUUGUUGCUGCUGACUCUUAUAUAUGAUGGGCGUGCUGUGCAGAGACUUGAUCUUUCCAAAUCAAAAGCCUCUGUGCUUGCUUCGGACAUUACUAGUGUUGGAAAUUCCCUUUUCUUUUUAGGUAGCCGUUUGGGAGACAGUUUACUGGUUCAAUAUUCCUGUAGAUCUGGACCCGCAGCAUCCUUACCUGGGUUGAGAGAUGAGGAUGAAGAUAUUGAAGGUGAGAGUCAUCAAGCAAAACGUCUGCGGAUGUCUUCUGAUGCUUUUCAAGAUACAGUUGGAAACGAGGAGCUUUCAUUGUUUGGUUCAGCCCCAAAUAACUCCGAUUCAUCACAGAAAUCAUUUUCAUUUGCAGUGAGAGAUUCACUAGUUAAUGUUGGUCCAGUGAAAGAUUUUGCUUAUGGCUUAAGGAUAAAUGCUGAUGCAAACGCCACUGGGAUUUCCAAACAGAGCAACUAUGAAUUGGUGUGCUGUUCUGGUCAUGGGAAGAAUGGUGCUUUAUCUGUUCUUCGGCAGUCAAUUAGACCCGAAAUGAUUACUGAGGUUGAACUUGGAAGCUGCAAAGGAAUAUGGACAGUUUAUCACAAGAGCUCCCGUGGUCAUAAUGUUGAUUCUUCUAAAAUGGCUGCUGAUGAGGAUGAAUAUCAUGCCUAUUUGAUUAUAAGUUUGGAGGCUCGCACUAUGGUACUUGAAACUGCGGACCUUCUCACAGAAGUCACUGAGAGUGUUGACUAUUAUGUUCAGGGAAGAACAAUUGCUGCUGGAAAUUUGUUUGGAAGACGUCGGGUAAUCCAGGUGUUUGAGCAUGGUGCCCGUAUACUGGAUGGUUCUUUUAUGAAUCACGAAUUAAACUUUGGAGCUUCUAAUACAGAAUCCAAUUCUGGUUCUGAAAGUUCCACUGUGGCAUCUGUUUCAAUUGCCGAUCCAUAUGUUUUACUUAGAAUGACAGAUGGCAGCAUUCGCCUGCUUGUUGGAGAUCCUUCGACUUGCACAGUUUCUAUAAGUACUCCAUCUGUACUUGAAGGCUCUAAAAGGAAGGUAUCGGCAUGUACUUUGUACCAUGAUAAAGGACCAGAACCCUGGCUAAGGAAAGCUAGCACUGAUGCAUGGCUUUUGUCAGGAGUUGGAGAGGCUGUUGAUAGUGCUGAUGGUGGACCUCAUGAUCAGGGUGACAUAUACUGUGUCCUUUGCUACGAAAGUGGUGCCCUUGAGAUAUUUGAUGUGCCUAGUUUCAAUUGUGUUUUCUCUGUUGAUAAAUUUGCAUCUGGAAGAAGCCACCUCUCUGAUAUGCCUAUUCAUGAGCUAGAGUAUGAACUCAACAAAAAAUCCCAGGAUAAUGUUUCUGCAAGGAAUGAAGACAUUGUGAAGACAAAGGUCGUUGAGUUAGCUAUGCAAAGAUGGUCUGGGCACCAUACACGCCCAUUUCUGUUUGCAGUUUUGGCUGAUGGCACAAUUCUUUGUUACCAUGCUUACCUGUUUGAGGGUGUUGAUGGUACCAACGCAGAGAAUAGUGUUUCUUCAGAAAAUCCUGCUGCGUUAAAUUCCUCCAGCAGUUCUAAGCUUAGGAAUCUGAGAUUUCUCCGCAUCCCCUUGGACACGUCUACGAGAGAGGAGACUUCAGACGGUGUUGCAGCUCAAAGAAUUACCAUGUUCAAGAAUAUUAGCGGUCACCAGGGAUUUUUUCUUUCUGGCUCAAGACCAGGUUGGUGCAUGUUGUUCAGAGAAAGACUUCGAUUUCAUUCACAGCUGUGCGAUGGAUCAAUUGUGGCUUUUACUGUGCUUCACAAUGUGAAUUGCAAUCACGGAUUCAUAUAUGUCACGUCACAGGGAGUUUUGAAGAUUUGCCAAUUACCUUCAGCACCAGUCUACGAUAACUAUUGGCCAGUGCAAAAGAUUCCUCUGAAGGCCACGCCUCACCAAGUUACUUACUACGCGGAGAAGAACUUGUACCCACUGAUAGUAUCAUAUCCGGUCAGCAAGCCAUUGCAUCAAGUGCUUUCUUCCCUAGUUGAUCAAGAAGCUGGGCAGCAGAUUGACAACCAUAAUCUGAGCUCUGAUGAUCUCCAACGACCAUACACCGUUGAGGAAUUUGAAAUCCGAAUUUUGGAACCAGAAAGAUCGGGUGGCCCUUGGGAAACUAAAACCACUAUUCCAAUGCAGAGCUCAGAACAUGCACUCACUGUGCGAGUUGUCACACUUCUUAAUGCAAGCACAGCGGAGAAUGAAACCCUUCUUGCCGUUGGAACUGCUUAUGUCCAAGGGGAGGACGUUGCUGCAAGGGGCCGUGUGCUUCUUUUCUCUUUUGGAAGAAAUGGCGAUAAUUCUCAAAGUUUGGUUACUGAAGUCUACUCAAAGGAACUAAAAGGAGUUGUAUCAGCUGUAGCCUCCAUUCAGGGUCAUCUUCUAAUAUCAUCUGGUCCUAAAGUCACCUUGCACAAAUGGAAUGGCACUGAAUUAACUGGUGUUGCUUUCUUUGAUCCGCCGCUCUAUGUAGUCAGCAUGAAUGUGGUAAAGAAUUUCAUCCUCCUUGGUGACGUUCACAAAAGCGUAUACUUUCUUAGCUGGAAAGAACAAGGGUCCCAACUUAGCUUACUAGCCAAAGAUUUUGGAUCCCUCGAUUGUAUGGCUUCAGAGUUUUUGAUUGAUGGAAGUACGCUAAGCCUGGCUGUCUCCGAUCAGCAAAAGAAUCUCCAGAUAUUCUAUUUCGCACCGAAGAUGUCGGAGAGCUGGAAGGGUCAGAAACUUCUGUCAAGGGCGGAAUUUCACGUGGGUGCGCAUGUGACAAAGUUCCUGCGUCUGCAGAUGGUUGAAUCUCUCAGCGCGGAUAAAAAAAGUCGAUACGCUUCGUUAUUUGGUACUCUAGACGGCAGUUUUGGUUGCAUAGCUCCACUAGAUGAGGUCACAUUCCGUAGGUUACAGUCUCUCCAGAAAAAGCUAGUGGAUGCUGUUCCUCAUGUUGCCGGUCUGAACCCACGCUCUUUCCGUCAGUUCCGCUCGAGUGGUAAGGCUCGAAAACCUGGGCCUGACAGCAUAAUCGACUGCGAGCUACUCUGCCAUUACGAGAUGCUUCCACUAGAGGAGCAGCAUGCACUUGCUCAGCAGAUUGGGACAACCCGAGCUCAGAUUUUUGCGAAUCUAGUUGAGCUCUCUGUCGGAACCAGCUUCUUGUGAAGGUCAGAUCGUAAUGCGUCGUUGUUGUUCACCAUGGACGACAUGAAGACAAAAAAAGAAAGGCAGUCUUGCUUAAUGUUGUACAGAAGCUGUAUCGUAUGGUAACUGUCAUGAACGUUGAUGUUUAAGUUACAUUUAGAUUAUGUUAAGAAGAUUCUUCUCCAAACUCUUUGUUUGUUUCAUGUCUACAUUGAAUACCUUAAGAUCUAGACAGUAUCUUAAUUACACAACUUUGUUUA